This is a messenger RNA of Sarcophilus harrisii (Tasmanian devil), 2651 nucleotides long. It is a transcript of the gene PEX10, whose product is annotated as peroxisomal biogenesis factor 10. The transcript is spliced from 6 exons. Bases 105 to 1184 code for a protein of 359 amino acids. Gene Ontology annotation, molecular function: zinc ion binding. The record is from RefSeq and is a predicted model, not a curated record. Lineage: Eukaryota; Metazoa; Chordata; Mammalia; Dasyuromorphia; Dasyuridae. Gene Ontology annotation, biological process: protein import into peroxisome matrix. Gene Ontology annotation, cellular component: peroxisomal membrane.
CAGGGAUGUAUGACGCAUAAUCCGCGCGACGCCGGUCACCAGGCCCCGCCCCUCGGGCGCUGAGGGGCCCUGCCCGGAGCCGGGAGGCUGAGAGGGUCGUGGUCAUGGCUCUGGCGCCUGCCAAUCAGCCGGAGGUGAUCCGCGCCGCUCAGAAAGAUGAGUAUUACCGGGUCAACCUGCGGAGCGCAGCCGGAGGCGCCCUUCACAGCCUGGCAGGCGCUAAGAAAUGGCUGGAAUGGAGGAAGGAGAUUGAGUUGCUGGCAGAUGUGGCCUACUUCACCCUCACCACGUUUUCAGGCUACCAGACUCUCGGUGAGGAAUACGUGAAUGUCAUCCAGGUGGACCCAUCCAAGAGCAGGGUCCCUUCGUGGCUUCGCCGAGCCGCCCUGGUCGGCCUGCACACGCUGGCACCCUAUGUGCUGGAGAAGGCCCUGGUCCAUCUGGAGCACGAGCUGCAGGUGGAAGGCGAGGGCACCCGGCACUCGCAGAGCGGCCUGGUGCCCGGCAUCCGAGGCAGGUCGGCCGUGCGGCGCUGGCUUCACAGACACGUCCGCCACCUGACCGAGACUCAGAAGAAGGUGCUCCUGCGCGUGGUGUACGUUUUCAAACAAAGCGUCAUCUGCCUCCACCGGCUGCAUCUGGCCGUGUUCUACAUGAACGGGGUCUUCUACCACCUGGCCAAAAGGCUCACGGGGGUCACCUACCUUCGCUGGGGACGAUCACGGUGUCCGCUGGAGCUAUGGGGUUCUGGGGAUGGUAUCCUUGAUGCACCUGCUGCUGUCGGUGGGCGUCCAGAUCUAUGGCUUCACUCAGAGGCAACAGGCCCGGAAGGAGUGGAAGCUUCACCGCAGCCUCUCCCGCCGCAAGAGCCUGGCAGAGGAGAAGUCUGCGGGCAGGAGCUCCAUGUGCACCCUGUGCCUGGAGGAGCGCCAGCGAGCCACGGCCACGCCCUGCGGUCACCUCUUCUGCUGGGAGUGCAUCACCGAGUGGUGCAACACCAAGACGGAAUGUCCCCUCUGCCGAGAAAAGUUUCAUCCGCAGAAACUGAUUUACCUGCGACAUUAUCGUUAGUCCUAGCAAACCCAGCUCAAAGAGCAACAGAAGAAAAGGAAAAAGCUCUCAAGAAUUAUGUUUUUAUUAAUGGACCAAAAGCAGAGUUCAUUUUAAUUUAUCCAGAAUCAUGAUGGUGACUUAACUUGCACUGUAAUUAUCAAGUUUGUUUUCGAAAUCACUGUAUAAGAUGCUUUGAUUGCUGCUCAGAUAUCGGGGAUGGCGUGGUGGGAUCCAAGGACAGGACUUCAGACAGGAAUGCAUGUACACACUGGAACAUACUCAGAAAAUUCACCCGGGGCCUCAGACACUGUUGCUAAAUGUAGGUAUGUCCAUCUUCCUUUCUAACUGGGCUGAGAUAACUGAGUUGACUAUUUUGGACAAAUAGUACUUCUUCUAACUUCCUUUCCUCCAAUUUCUGUGCUACUUGAAAAGUUUUUGAGAAGUCAGUAUUUUGCUUAUUCAGAAAAGGGUUCGCUGUGCUUAUCAAAAAAGCAGUGUUUUAGGUUGUCUUCCUUACCCACAGUAAUGCAUCAGAAACCAAAUUCUUUGGAAUUUACAUUCUAAGCAGUCAGUAAUAAAGGCCUGUGAAUAUAUUAUGGCAUAAUAAUUUCAGUAUCAGGUUUAUUCAUGAAUGAAUGAUUCAGGAAACUUGGUAAUUUAUCCAAGUACAAACAGUUCAGUUUCAAUAGUUGGCCACCAAACAAUGAAUUCCCCAAUUCACCUACUAGGGCUUGCUGGUGUGUUAACCCAAUCUCAUAUUUGGCACACACUUUUGAGAAAAAAGUCAGUUAUUCUCCCAUAAAACAAAACAACAAAACCCACCCUUCAGUCCACUGGAUAAACAUAUCUAUCUACUCUGCUACUAGAAAAACCAAUGCUCUGGCUGGUGAUUCAGUUCCUGCCUCUCGGGAUGUGCGACACUUGGAUGUGCUUUCCCUGCCAACAAGGUCAGGCCAACUCAUGAAGACAUUUGCGAGUCACACCCGUUGUCUUUUUCACCAACCACACAAUUUGACAGUAUUAAGUGGAAGGACCUUGACUGGAGCCCAGGCUAACCAGACCCACCUGCUAUCAGGCGUCAUAAAGAACACCCUCUACAAACCUCAGGUGACCCCUUCCUUUUGAUCCAUCAAAUCUCUACUUCACAAAUUCAUGAAUUGUUUCAAUCCAAAUAAAUCUAUGGAAAAAUAAAUCUUUUCAAUUCCACAAAUAGCAAUUAUAAUUGCUAUUCGUUGAAUAAUUUUUCUAACAUGAUAUUUUAAAGGUGCAACAGAAAAGUGUCUUAACUUUAAAUCUAGCAAAAAGAUUAUUCCUGUUACACCUUUAAAAACAUUCUAAGCAACCCCUCAGCAUGCUAGAAGCCUAAAAAGGUAAAAGGAGGCUCUUAAAACUAAGAUAAUUUUCGUUUCUUUCCAACACAAACUACUUCCCAAUUAACUUUUAAUAAAAGCUGCCUGCAACCACCCUUUAGUUUUGAAGACAACAGAACAGUUAAGUUUCUCUCCAAGCAGACUGAACCCAGUCUACAUUUGGAGUCAAGUAUAGUGGGUUACAGGACCAGAGAGGUUAUUAAUAUCAGUUAAACAGGGGGAUUCCUG